UGGAAAAUCCCAUCCGUCAAAAGCGUAAGAUUUGCUUUCUCUCUUAUUUAUAGGCUGUUUUCAAUAUUAAAUAAUUACGGUAACUACUGGGACAACUCCCUGGUACUACUAACUACUACUACGGGAUCUACACUGCAGAACAGGGAGCAGAGUAAAAUUGUUGAUUUAUACUUUCUUUGACGUGUUACCAAUCUCACCAUGGAAGUCAUUCAAAUAGAGAGUGGGAAAGAUUCCAUCACAGAUGAUUUCAUGUAUGGAAAUAACGUUGCAACCUCUCACAUACAAGUCCGGAUGGGUUUUCUACGUAAAGUUUAUGGCAUACUCUCCAUUCAGCUGCUUGUCACAGCUGUCACAGCUGCCUUGUUCAUGUCUUCCACAACCAUUAAGAGUUAUGUCCAACAAAGUUCUGGUUUUUUGAUGUUGGCUGGGAUUUUAUCGUUAGUGCUCAUUAUAGCAUUGAUGGUUAAACGACACGAAUCACCCACAAACAUGUACCUACUCUUUGCUUUUACAUUUGUCGAUGCGUACUCUGUUGGCACAAUUGUAACAUUCUACGAUGUCGAUGUGGUAAUCCAGGCAGUCAUAUUGACGUCAGCUGUAACGGUAGCACUCACCAUGUACACAUUUCAAAGUAAGAGAGACUUCAGCAGUUGGGGAGCAGGGUUAUUUUCAGUUUUGUUGGUGUUGAUUGUUGCAAGCAUAAUGCAGCUUUUUCUCCAGAGUGAGGUAAUGAACCUGAUGAUCGCCAUUGGGGGCGCUGUUAUCUUCUCACUUUUCCUCAUCUAUGAUACUCACCUUCUAAUGCAUAAAUUGUCCCCAGAGGAGUACAUCCUUGCAUCCAUUAACCUCUACCUGGAUAUCAUCAACCUCUUCCUUUACAUCCUCCGCAUCCUUAACGAAGCAAAGAAACGCUAAAAAGCACCCUCCUCCUUAUCUGUGUGUUCAUUAUGAACAAAUUCAUACAAUGUAAUGGAAAACUCGACAGAACUUUAGCACUCCAAAUAUGUGAUAUAAUGGAAAUGGCUUGUAUAGCGCCUUACAAAAUUAAAAAUCGUCUCAAAGCACUUUAAGAAAAUUAAGAAGUAAAAAAAAAAAAAAUUAUUUUUAUUGUAAUUUAAAUUAGAUACUGUUUUGUUUUAUCUAAAUUUUGACAUUUACUUUUUGGAUUAUUUCAUUUCAUAAUAAUAAAAAUAGUAAAAUUUUAUGAUGAUAAGGCAAAACCUUUUUUAUUCCUUGUUUCGUGAACCCACCGCCCGCCAAUAUUUAUGAUUUUGAAUAAAAAUGCAAUUUUAUUUUUGGCCAAUUAGCAUACCCACAUCCACGGAAAAACUGAAAAUUUCAGAAAAAAAUAAAAGUUCUUAAUUUUUAUUACCCACGGCUUUCUUGAAAUCUCCAAAAAUAAGAUUUGUAUAUUUCUUCCUAAAAAUAAAUUUAAGGCAUUUAACCAUCCCAUGACUACACUGUUUUUAUCGGUCUUCACAAAACAAGGUAUAAAAAAGUCUUGCCUAAUGAUGAUGAUGGUGGUGGUGGUGAUGGUGGUGAGGGUAGUGAUAUUCACGAGGACAACAAAAAUGGUGACAAUGACAUACAUGUUUUACCUUAUUGUAUUUUGUUUAGAAAAGUGGUAUGAAGUGGGAGAGGUAUUUAGACAUUUAAGGCCAAAAUGUUCCUUGACAACUGAUCUUCCAUUUUGUUCUUAAUGUUCAUUGAAAUUAAAUCUUUAUCUGCUUUCUCCACACUAUCAAAUUUAUUAUGACAAAUUUGUGUGGUGUGCCUAAAUACAUGGUGAUGUCAUAUUACACCCAAAUAUGGGCAUAUCACAUUUAUUUUCACAUAAAAUGUAAUAAUGUUUACAGAGCUUCACAUUGGUCCAUCAAUUGUUUAAACAAUCUUAUAUAUUACUUAGAUUAAGUACUGUAAAUAAAUAAUGUGCAUUCUGACUUA
Messenger RNA from Anneissia japonica, 1944 nucleotides. RefSeq names its product protein lifeguard 4-like. Gene Ontology annotation, cellular component: membrane. The coding region runs from base 199 to 915 and encodes 238 amino acids. The transcript is spliced from 6 exons. Lineage: Eukaryota; Metazoa; Echinodermata; Crinoidea; Comatulida; Comatulidae. The record is from RefSeq and is a predicted model, not a curated record. Gene Ontology annotation, biological process: negative regulation of apoptotic process.